GAACUGAGAUGUGGUGAAGGUAUGCUACCUUAAAAGUACCCAGAAAUUUUGCCUGAACUGAAGGAAAGAGUAUAACUGCACAAGCUGAAUCUAAACAAAUGCAUUAUCGACAAAAGUUACUACCGGACUGUUCUGGAGGAAAACUGGACUGAGAGAUACUACCAUUUGUGAGUAUCAUUCUCUCAAGCAAUGCUCCCCACUUCCAGGACAGGCUUUACACCUUACACUGGACCAUCUUACAUACUGACCACAUACGUCUCAACUGGUAACAGCACAACCUGAAAUGGCAUCAGAAGACAUAACCAAAUUGGCAGAGUCGCUUGCUAAAACACAGGUGGGCGAUGGGCAGCUGAGCUUUAAAGGCAAGAGUUUGAAGCUUAACACUGCAGAAGAUGCUGAGGAAGUGAUUAAAGAGAUUGAAGAGUUUGAUGGCUUAGAAGCAUUGCGUCUAGAAGGCAACACUGUGGGGGUGGAAGCAGCAAGGGUCAUUGCCAAGGCUUUAGAGAAGAAGUCUCAGCUCAAGAAGUGCUAUUGGAGUGAUAUGUUCACUGGGAGAUUGAGAUCUGAGAUUCCUCCUGCUUUGAUAUCUCUUGGAGAUGCCCUAAUUAGUGCUGGCUGCCAGCUUACAGAACUGGACCUGAGUGACAAUGCCUUUGGACCUGAUGGUGUGCGUGGAUUUGAGGCACUACUGAACAGUCCAACCUGUUUCACAUUGCAAGAACUUAAACUAAACAACUGUGGCAUGGGCAUUGGCGGUGGCAAGAUCUUGGCAGGAGCUCUGACAGAAUGUCACAGAAAAUCAAGUGCUCAAGGCAAGCCUUUGGCUUUGAAGAUAUUUGUAGCUGGCAGAAACCGCCUGGAAAAUGAUGGUGCAACUGCUCUUGCUGAGGCAUUCAGGGUUAUUGGGACUUUGGAAGAAGUUCAUAUGCCACAGAAUGGAAUCAACCAUCCAGGAAUUAGAGCCUUAGCUCAGGCCUUUGCUGUCAAUCCCCUGCUAAGAGUGAUCAAUCUGAACGAUAACACUUUUACAGAGAAGGGUGCUGUGGCCAUGGCAGAGACACUGAAGAAACUCCGCCAAGUGGAAGUGAUCAACUUUGGUGACUGCCUGGUGCGAUCAAAAGGUGCUGUUGCUAUAGCUGAAGCUGUGAGAGAAGGACUUCAUAAGCUAAAGGAACUCAAUUUGUCCUUCUGUGAAAUCAAGAGAGAUGCAGCUCUGGUUAUUGCUGAGGCUAUUGAAGACAGAUCAGAGCUGGAGAAGUUAGAUCUCAAUGGCAAUUGUUUUGGAGGGGAAGGUUGUGAACAACUUCAUGAGAUCCUUGAAGGUUUCAACAUGGCAGAGGUGCUUGCAUCCCUGAGUGAUGAUGAUGGAGAAGAUGAGGAUGACGAUGAGGAAGAGGAGGAGGAGGAUGACGAUGAAGAGGAGGAGGCAGGGGAGGAAGAGGAAGAAGAGGAAGAGCAACCUCAGGUUCAGGAGAGGGGCCAGGGAGAACAAGAAUCACUAACACCUCAAAAAAUCAUAGUGGCACAUGGUACUCCUCCAGUGUCUUCCCCUCCUCUUCCUCCUGUGGAUGUUGGCACUUUUUUAGCUUUUCCAUCUCCAGAAAAACUGUUGCGACUGGGCCCCAAGUGCUCAACACUGAUAGCCCAGCAGACAGAUACAUCUGAUACAGAGAAGGUUGUCAUGGUUUUUCUGAAGAUCUCUUCUGUGUUUAAAGAUGAGAUAACAGUAAAAACAGCAGUGAAUGAAACAACAGAUGCCUUGAUGAGAGAUGCAUUUUCAUCAGCUACUUUCAAUUCAGAUGCUUUCAUUACCAGCCUCUUGAUUCACAUGGGAUUACUCAAGAGUGAAGAGAAAAUAAAGGCUGUACCAAGCCUUUAUGGCCCUCUGAUGACACUAAACCAUAUGGUACAGCAGGAUUAUUUCCCUAAAUCACUCAUCCCAAUCCUCUUGGCUUUCGUCACAAAACCCAACCGUGCUUUGGAUUCCUGUUCCUUUGCUCGCCACAUGCUGUUACAGACCCUUCACCAGUUGUAAUAUAAAGGCAACUAUGCUCUUUCCCCUCAUGGGACAUGCAUCAGAGUGAUCUGAGAUGGAAAGACAACAAGGACAUAAGAACUUAUAGAUGAAGCAUUGUCACCAGGAUGUCUGGCUGCCUUCUGCUAAAACACAAUUCAAGGAACUCUGCCAUGUCCGUUUUAUGGUUUUGUGUUUGGUUUUUAAGCUCCUUCUUUCCAAAGUGAACUCUGCAUUCCCCAGCAUCUUUCUCUUAUUUGGGGAGGGGGAUUGUUCCCCCCUUCCUUAGGUUAAUUCUCCCUCAGCUUGUAUUUUUGCUGUUUAGCUGGAACUUCACCUGUUGUCAAAGUGCUUAGGACUUAAGAUCCCAAACUGUGUUGUUAGACAACAGCCUCUCUUGAGGUAACAGUAAACUUCUGGAGACAGCUUAAUUACUGCAUUGUGUUCUCAGCUCAGCACUGAGGUUGUUCCUUCCACUUUAGGCCAGCACCAGGCAUAAAACAAUUUCACUUUUUUCCCCAUGUUUUUGAGCAUUGCGAAGUCUGGUAAGUGUGUGGGAUAUGGUGUAUAUAUUCCUAAUUGGGGAUAUUGCGUUGCCUAUUUGGUUUUCAUGUGUGAUCCUUCAACUCUGUUCAUUUUUUUUUUCUACUAGAAAGACUGAUUAUGGAUGGCCUGCAUAAGACUGUUAGUGAUGUUGCUUUACAUGCUUAAACAUGUGCCUAAUUAAAACCGGUUUGGUUCACAAUAAGCAUAAUCAGUUUUGACUCUCCUUCUGAUCUUUUUCUCUUUCUCUUUUCUUUUCCUGCUGCUCCUUAAGUGGUGAGAUUUAUUGUUUAUUAAAUGUUGGAUUCUGUCAAACUUGUGGAUAGUGAUUCCAUAAGUGAAAUUGGGUUAAUCAAAAAGAUGUCAAAUUGAAGCCCUUCAUAUCACUCAAAUAAUAGUGACUAUUUCUCUGCUAUUUUAGCUAAUUUGCUUCCCAAUUUUAUUGCCUUUUGUUUAUUUUCUGUUUCAGUAUUGAAUGUUCUUCCUUACACUUCACUGUGUUUCUUCUUUUUUAUGCCCUAUUUCAUAAUGAGAAGAGAAGGAAGCAUGUUGCAAAUUAGUUUCUUAUCUCACAUGUUUUGUCCAGCCAUUAUUGUGUCUAAAUAAUGGGGUUUGUUACUCAUUUAGGAGAAGAGAAAUAUUCAAGAAAAUGGUUUGGACAAGUUCCCUACAAAAGAGCAAAUUUAUGUAAUUGCCAUUCAUUUCAUUGGAAAUUAUAUAGAAGCCAUUGUAUUGUAUAUUUUGCUUCCAUAUAAAAGUGAAUAGUGCUCAACGGUGGGUACACUGUAACCUCAAUGACAUAUUUACUUCUAUUUAAAAAUAUUUUCUCCUCAAUAUUACAACUACUUUCUGUGAAGAA
Molecule: messenger RNA, 3416 nt
Organism: Sceloporus undulatus (fence lizard)
Lineage: Eukaryota; Metazoa; Chordata; Lepidosauria; Squamata; Phrynosomatidae
Gene: RANGAP1
Product: Ran GTPase activating protein 1
Exons: 16
Coding region: 284-2035 (583 amino acids)
Biological process (GO): nucleocytoplasmic transport; signal transduction; activation of GTPase activity
Cellular component (GO): cytosol; perinuclear region of cytoplasm; nucleus
Molecular function (GO): small GTPase binding; GTPase activator activity
Source: RefSeq, a predicted model, not a curated record